Molecule: messenger RNA, 3355 nt
Organism: Thunnus maccoyii (southern bluefin tuna)
Lineage: Eukaryota; Metazoa; Chordata; Actinopteri; Scombriformes; Scombridae
Gene: col9a3
Product: collagen, type IX, alpha 3
Exons: 32
Coding region: 1187-3355 (722 amino acids)
Source: RefSeq, a predicted model, not a curated record
UAGCUUUUAGACAACAAUGGAGCUCUAUGGCACAGUGUAAUAAGCUAUAUCAGGUUUUAGAUACACAUACAAUAAAUGUCAAAGGAUAAUUUCAUUAUAGGUUUCAGUCCUCUCAUGGGAUUUGUUGACAACAACAAAAAUAUAUAGAAUAUUACCAGACUUAUCCUUUAAGGUAGUAAUAACUAAGACUGUCUGCGACUGAUAUUUAAUAUCUACAGAAUACAUAAAGCACUAUUAUUAAUGUAUAUCAAUGAGAUGAUGGUUUCAGCCUUUUUAACACCUUAAUACUUUCACAACAGAACAAUUUUUUUGCACUGAAAAAUAAUGAAUUGGUUGGUUUUGUUUGUUUUUGGGCUGUUUUUGUGUAAGUAAAAAUGUUCUGUACUGGUUUGUGUUUAUGCUGGACCCCACUGUUCAAAUGGAUUUAAGACUGAAUGUCACUUAAGUUAUAUUUCAGUAAUGUUGCACAAUCUGUAUGUCUUCAUGCAGAUGUGGGAAGAAGACUAUAUGAACAACUGAAAGCCUUGCCAAAAAUGUGAUUGACUGGUUGAUUGUACAAUAUGUAUGUCUUCUUGGCAGAAUUGAUAAAGCUUUGGCUAUAAUUUGAAGUCCACUGUAUGUUAAUUUGAGAUGGGUGCAGUCCAUGAAAAUUUACAAGCCAGGGUGAUUAUAUCGAUGCAUCUUUUUCUAUUUGCACUUUCACUAUUAAUUGUUGAAGUUCAAGUGGUAUUUACAUAACAAAAUUGUAAUAACUUUACAAAAGUGCUGACUUCUUUAUAUAUGACUUUUGUCCCAACUAAAUACCUGGCUGUUUAAAAGCAGAAUAAAGUUAUAUUAUUUUCUGACACUUUUAUGAAAUUAAUCUGUGUUUAGCUAAAAGUCUAAAUAGCUUUAUAGUUUAUUAAAUCACAGUUCUCAGGAUAACACCGGUAGAUUUCAGCUUUUCUUCCUAUUCUUGAGACUCUUCUUGGAUUUCCUAUUGCAGCAGCAUACAAUAUACUCAGAAAUAUCAGUCUUUUUUAAAUUUUUUCAGCAAAUAAACCAAGCCUCAGUGAAGUGACUCACAAAAGAUAUUGUUGAGGCCUCAGGAUCAGUGUGGGGUCGAGGGUUUAUCUGUAAAAAAUAAGGAACAGUUGCAAAAUAUACCGUUGGGAGUCUGAGCUUGCUGUUUGUCAUUACGUUGUCCAUGCCGGACUCAAUCGCUAGAUCUACUAGAUCUACUGGAUCUACCUUUUCCCUGUUUGGAAUAAUACAAUUAAAAUGUUUAACACAUUUUUUGGCUCUUUUUCAGUUCAGAUCAAGUAAUGCUCAGAAAUACUCGUCUUCCAUGACAGAAGAUGUGGAUAUUUCUGGGCUGUUAUUGGUCUCCAUGUUGACUAUGAAGAGGCCAGGCCCCAGAGGAUCGUCUGGGCCACCAGGACCCCCAGGGGAACCAGGAAGGGAUGGCACUGAUGGCAAACCUGGACCUGCUGGACUACAAGGGAAAGCAGGUCCUAAAGGGAAAGCAGGAAUACCAGGAGGACUUGGAAAACCAGGCCUGCCAGGACUUCCAGGGGUGGACGGUUUGACAGGUCCUGAUGGUCCUGCUGGGAAGGAUGGACCCGCAGGGGAGGCAGGUGAUGCUGGACCUGCUGGGCCACCUGGACCUCCUGGCAGAGGGAGACCAGGAGCUCCAGGGUUACCUGGAACCAACGGGUUGCCAGGCGGAGUCGGACCCCAGGGUCCAGCGGGUGCUGAGGGUCUUGCAGGACUUCCCGGACCUCCUGGCCCUGAUGGACCACCAGGUCUUCCCGGUACUCUUCAUGAUCUCAACGGUGACCUUCUGUGUCCUGCAAUCUGCCCCCCUGGUCCCUCUGGUCCUCCUGGGAUGCCAGGAUUCAAGGGUCACACAGGUCAUAAAGGAGAAAAGGGAGAGCCUGGGAAAGAUGGGGAGAAGGGUGAUGCUGGCCCACCUGGUCCACCAGGUAUUCCUGGUACAGUGGGUCUGCAGGGCCCACGUGGUCUAAGAGGUUUGCAGGGCCCAAUGGGAUCUGUAGGAGACAGAGGCCUGCCAGGAUUCAGAGGAAAGCCCGGCAUUGCUGGCAUCAUUGGAAAGACAGGUGAUGCUGGAGAAAAGGGGCCACAAGGCUUCAAAGGUCCCAAAGGUGAAAUUGGUAAAAUUGGUCCUAAAGGAGGUCCCGGUGGAGCAGGACCCAAAGGGGAGCCUGGUAUUCCUGGCAGGGAUGGCAAAGAUGGUACACCAGGAUUGGACGGCGAGAAGGGUGAUCCCGGGCGCCAUGGAGUAGUUGGAGAGAAAGGACCAAACGGCCUUCCUGGUCUACAAGGAAAGAGUGGCGCAAAGGGAUCCAAAGGAGAAGUCGGUGAUCCAGGGAAAGCUGGAGAGACGGGACCCUCUGGAGAGCCAGGUAUUCCUGGUGACAUUGGCAUCCCAGGAGAGAGGGGGAUAGCAGGACCCAGAGGAGUAGCUGGAGCUAUUGGACCAGCAGGCAACAUUGGACCUCAGGGAGUGAAAGGCUUCCAGGGUGUAAAAGGAGCCUUGGGGGACCCAGGUCUUCCAGGUCCAACAGGAAUCCGUGGGGAGUUUGGAGACAGGGGUCCAGUUGGAGCUUCUGGACCUAAAGGAGACAUGGGUGUGGCAGGAAGUGAUGGUUUACCAGGAGAGAACGGAGAACCUGGUCAUUUUGGACCAGUUGGACAAAAGGGAGAGUCAGGGAAACGGGGUGAACUGGGACCUAAAGGUGUGACAGGUCCACAAGGAGAGCUCGGAGCAAGAGGGGCCCCAGGAAAAGAAGGACCAAUGGGCUUCCAAGGGGAACAAGGUCUGCCUGGAAUUCCAGGAAAGACAGGUGUACCCGGUAAACUGGCAAGCGAACAGCACAUCAGAGAGCUGUGUGGCUCAAUGAUCGAUGAUCAGAUUGCACAGUUGGCCGCUAACCUUCGAAGACCCCUGGCCCCUGGAAUGGUGGGCCGUCCUGGACGUGCUGGACCUCCAGGAAAGCCAGGAGUUACUGGCUCUAUUGGGCAUCCGGGUUCCCGUGGACCACCAGGGUACAGAGGCCUGCCAGGAGAGCUUGGAGAUCCUGGUCCCAGAGGUGAUGUCGGUGAGGCAGGUGAUAAGGGACCCGUUGGCAAAGCCAUUGAAGGGCCCACUGGAGACCAAGGAUACCCAGGUCUGCCAGGAGUACCUGGAAUUGUCAAAGAUGGGCGUGAUGGAUCUCCAGGAGAUCCAGGUGAGCCUGGAGAGCCAGGCAGGGUAGGUAGGACUGGGCACCAGGGCACUCCUGGAAUCUGUGACACAUCAGCAUGCCAGGGAGCAUCAGUCGCUGGGAAAUCAUCCAACCCCAAAAACCAUUAA